AUGAAACAGCGUACUGACUCUCCCCCCGCCAGGCCUCAUCGUCGCUCACUUAUCCUAUCGGCAAUAGCAGCCGCGUUACUAACGAUGCCCUGUCUGAGUGUCCUCCUAGUCGUAGCCCUGUUACAUCCCGCCGUCAAAGCCACCGACCUAACAUCCUACGUGAACCUCUUCACCGGCACCCAAAAUGGCGGGAACAACUUCCCCGGCGUCGCCCGCCCCUUCGGCAUGGUCAAACUCGGCCCGGACUUGCUCAACCCGGGCACAGACGCCUACUCAGGCUACCUGCCCACCGGCGCUUUCUCGGGCUUCAGCAUGAUGCACGAGCAAGGCACCGGCGGCGCCCCCAAGUACGGGACUGUCGCGCAGUUACCGCUCGUCGGCGACGUCCCCGACCCGCUGUCGAAUAGGACGGUGGCGCGGGCCGGCGCCGACGAGGCUGAGGUCGGAUACUACCGCGCGCGCACGACGGACGGCGUGGCUGUUGAAUUGGCUGCUACCGCGCGCGCGGGCAUGUAUCGGUAUACGUUCCCGGCCGGGAAGACAGGGAAUGUGCUGGUGGAUGUGUCGCAUGUUCUGCCGUCGUUUCGGGGGCAGGGGCUGGGUCAGAGGUAUAAGGGGGGGAAUUUGAGGAUUUUUGCCGAUGGCCAUUAUGAGGGGCAUGGAGUGUAUGAUAAUGGGUGGAAUCGGGCCCCGGAUUGGGCUAUUUACUUUUGUUGGUUGCGAAUUUUUUUUGUGUCAGUGUUGUGCUUGGGGGAAAUUUUGCUGACGGUGGUGAAUUCCAGCAACGCGACGUAUAUUGGGACGGAUGCGCAGGGUAGUGUCAGGCAGGAGAGCGGCUCCGCGUCUUCGACUUCGGCGUCGACGCGGGUUGGAGGACUCUUCGCCUUCCAGGACGAGGUGGUGACGUCUCGGGUUGGAAUCUCGUGGAUCUCCACGCAGAAAGCCUGCAAGCACGUCCAGGAUGAAAUCCCCCCGGGGACAGCGUUCACCGCUGUAGUUGACGCCACCAAGGCUGAAUGGAACACCACCGUCUUGUCCAAGGUGACCACUACCAACACCAACAACACCAGCCUCGAGCUGCUGUACACCUCGCUGUACUUUAUGCACUUGAUUCCGACAAACCAGACAGGCGAGAAUCCCAGCUGGACAUCCUCAGAGCCCUACUACCAGGAUAUCUUCACGUACUGGGACCUCUUCCGCUGCUCCGAAGCUCUCAUGCAAGUCCUGCAGCCCACCGCCUACGAAGAGCAGAUCCGCUCCCUGAUCGACAUCUGGCGGUUCGAAGGCUACCUGCCGGACGCCCGCUCCUCCAACUACAACGGCCGCACCCAGGGCGGCUCCAACGCAGACAACAUCCUGGCCGACGCCUACGUCAAGGGCGUCCGCGGCGCCGUCAACUGGGAAGACGGGUACAAAGCCCUGGUGCAAGACGCCGAGGUCGCGCCCCCCAACGACCCCAUCGACCCGAUGGCGCCGGAUUCAUCCACAAAAGAAGGCCGCGGCGCGCUCCCCGACUGGUUAGCUCUGGGGUUCAUCACGCCAAAGUACACCCGGGCCGUGACGCGCGCGGUGGAAUACGCCUGCAAUGACUUCGCGGUGUACCAGGUGGCGUCAGGACUACAGAAGCAGGCCGACGCGGAGAAAUACCUCAACCGCUCGCGCAACUGGCGCAACCACUGGAAUCCGGAGCAGACGUCGCUGGGGUUCUCGGGGUUUGUGGUCCCGCGAAGUACCUCCGGAUUUCUGGAGACGGAUCCUCUAGCGGACAGCGGGUACUGGGGGGAUCCGUACUACGAGGCGAGCUCGUGGGCGUACUCGUGGGCGAGUGUGCAUGAUAUGAAGGAGAUGGUUGAGCGCAUGGGAGGCGAGCAAACGGUUGUCGAUCGGCUAAAUACCAUGUUUACGGAGGGGGCGAGCGGGUCCAAUGGGAUGAUUUUCGAUCCUACGAAUGAGCCAAGCUUCUUGAUCCAGGCAGGAAAAAAAAAAAAAAAAAAGGGCAUGUUCAACAUCCCAUACCUAUACAAUUACGUCAACCGACAGGAUCUCUCCGUCGCGCAAUCUCGCAAAGUCGCCAAGAAGUACUUCAAUACCGGCGUCGCAGGUCUACCGGGGAACAGCGACGCUGGAGCGAUGCAGACAUGGCUGCUCUGGAAUAUGAUCGGGCUGUAUCCGAUUACAGGGCAGACGACGUUCCUCAUCCACUCACCGUGGUUUGAGUCUCUGACGAUCGAUCUAGGGGGGGGGAAGCAGCUGCGUGUCACGGCAACCGGGGGUGACGGCAACGGGGACAGCAAGAUUUAUGUGCAAAGUCUCAAGGUUAAUGGGAACCCGUGGCGGAAGAACUGGCUGACAUGGCAUGAUGUCUUUGAGAAUGGAGGGACGCUGGAGUUUGAGCUGGGGGAGAGCCCGAGUGGCUGGUUCACGGGUGAGCUGCCUCCCAGCCCUGCGUCGUAA
Messenger RNA from Aspergillus fumigatus Af293, 2454 nucleotides. Its product is annotated as alpha-1,2-mannosidase family protein. The record is from RefSeq and is a predicted model, not a curated record. Gene Ontology annotation, cellular component: cytosol; nucleus. Lineage: Eukaryota; Fungi; Ascomycota; Eurotiomycetes; Eurotiales; Aspergillaceae. Gene Ontology annotation, biological process: protein deglycosylation; carbohydrate metabolic process; protein quality control for misfolded or incompletely synthesized proteins. Gene Ontology annotation, molecular function: carbohydrate binding; peptide-N4-(N-acetyl-beta-glucosaminyl)asparagine amidase activity.